Messenger RNA from Acomys russatus (golden spiny mouse), 1355 nucleotides. It is a transcript of the gene Sirt4, whose product is annotated as sirtuin 4. Lineage: Eukaryota; Metazoa; Chordata; Mammalia; Rodentia; Muridae. The record is from RefSeq and is a predicted model, not a curated record. The coding region runs from base 1 to 942 and encodes 313 amino acids. Gene Ontology annotation, molecular function: NAD+ binding; NAD-dependent protein lysine deacetylase activity. The transcript is spliced from 4 exons.
AUGGGAAUGACUGGAUUGACUUUCAGGCCAACAAAGGGCCGUUGGAUCCCCCACCUCAGCCGGUCCUGUUCUCACGGGGCCCCUGGGUUAUUCGUGCCACCCUGUCCUCCUUUGGACCCUGAGAAGAUCAAAGAGUUACAGCGCUUCAUUACCCUGUCCAAGAGACUCUUAGUGAUGACAGGCGCAGGAAUCUCCACCGAGUCUGGGAUCCCAGACUACCGGUCAGAAAAAGUGGGACUUUACGCCCGCACUGACCGGCGACCCAUCCAGCACGUGGAUUUCAUAAGCAGCGCCCCAGUCCGCCAGCGGUACUGGGCCAGAAACUUUGUGGGCUGGCCCCAGUUCUCCUCUCACCAACCCAACCCGGCACACUGGGCUUUGAGCAAGUGGGAGAAACUCGGGAAGCUGCACUGGUUGGUGACGCAGAAUGUGGACGCUUUGCAUUCCAAGGCGGGGAGCCAGCGGCUGACGGAGCUCCACGGAUGCAUGCACAGAGUCCUGUGCCUGAACUGUGGGGAGCAGACUCCCCGAAGGGUGCUGCAGGAACGCUUCCAAGCCCUGAACCCCAGCUGGAGCGCUGAGGCGCAGGGCGUGGCCCCUGACGGCGACGUGUUCCUCACCGACGAGCAGGUCCGGAGCUUUCAGGUCCCGUCCUGCAAUCGAUGCGGCGGCCCUCUGAAACCAGACGUCGUUUUCUUUGGGGACACAGUGAACCCAGACAAGGUUGACUUUGUGCACAAGCGUGUGAAAGAGGCUGACUCUUUCCUGGUGGUGGGAUCGUCCCUGCAGGUGUUCUCUGGUUACAGGUUCAUCCUCACCGCCAGGGAGAAGCAGCUCCCAAUCGCCAUUCUGAACAUUGGCCCCACACGCUCGGACGCCUUGGCUUGCCUGAAGCUGGAUUCUCGCUGUGGUGAGCUGCUGCCUUUAAUCGACCCGCAGUGACUGCAGUCCGAUGUUCCAAGGGCUGGAAACGGACUUUGCGUCCUGCUGCUAAAGAGCCCUAAGGAGUCUUCCCUUUCCUCUCAAACUAAUGGAAGCGUGCCGACUGCGUCCUACAGAGGGCAGCAAAGAGCUGUCUACAGGCCAGUCCACCACUGCACCCUCCUGCUUACAGACCAGCUGUUUCAGGACAGAUGCGAGCCAGUCCUUUUCUUGUCACCUGGAAGAAGAAACAGCUGAGAAGUGUGACAGCCAGAACGGUCCGUGGAGCGCCAACCUUGAGAGCUCACUAAUUCAGGGACUAAGCAGAAUUUAGAAUUCCAAAUGGUUGUGUCUGACUGAGGCACUUUGAUCUUUUUGGGACCGUGAGCAAUAACAAAAGUAAAUUUUCUAGUAAGCAAAUAAUAAACUACUUU